AUGACUCAGCUCCGAAGCUCCGAGGUCCAGCAGCUGCUACACAACAAGUUCGUGGUCGUCCUGGGGGACUCGGUCCAGCGCGCCGUCUACAAGGACCUGGUGCUGCUCCUGCAGAAAGACUGCCUGCUGUCCACUCGGCAGCUCAAGGCCAAGGGUGAGCUCAGUUUCGAAAGCGACAUGCUUCUGGAAGGUGGCCGGUGGGGUCGCAUGCAUAAUGGAUCAAACUACCGCGAGGUGCGCCAGUUCCGCACUGGUCACCACCAGGUGCGUUUCUACUUUCUGACGCGUGUAUACUCUCAGUACGUCGAGAGUGUUCUAGAAGAGCUGCGCUGGGACCAGCAUGCCCCAGACGUGGUCAUCAUGAAUUCCUGCCUCUGGGAUCUGUCCAGGUACGGUCAGGACUUUCCAAGAAGCUACAGGCAGGAUGUGAAGAGCCUGUUCCGGCGCAUGCAGCAGGUGCUUCCCCCAUCCUGCCUCCUGGUGUGGAAUACGGCCAUGCCCGUGGCCCAGGUGGUCUCUGGGGGCUUCCUCCCGGAGGACGGCCAGCCCGCGACCGCCCACUUGCGGGAAGACGUGAUCGAAGCCAACUUCUACAGCGCCAUUGAGGCUGGCCGGCGCGGCUUCGACGUGCUCGACCUGCAUUUCCAUUUCCGCCAUGCCUGGCAGCACCGCCUGGGAGACGGCGUGCACUGGGACAAGUACGCGCACAGGCACCUGUCCCAGCUCCUGCUGGCCCACCUGGCCGAUGCCUGGGGCGUGGACCUGCCCCAGCGCCACUCCCAGAGCCUCUGGGACAGAGUUGCUGCUCCCAUUAGCCAACGUCCAGCCAUCAUGGACAGAUUGGUAGAAACCGAAGGUGACCAAGACAGAUCAGCCUGUGCCGCAGCAUCAUUCCGUUUUUGGGUUGGGAACAAGGGUUUGGAUGAAGACAGUGAGGAAGGAUUGAUUUCAGAGAUAUUUGUGGUUAAAACCUCAGGCUUUGCUGAUGGGUUGGACUGGGGCAUCAAGAAAAGGAAAUAG
Messenger RNA from Ochotona curzoniae (black-lipped pika), 1020 nucleotides. RefSeq names its product PC-esterase domain-containing protein 1A-like. NCBI's taxonomy places the organism in Eukaryota, Metazoa, Chordata, Mammalia, Lagomorpha, Ochotonidae. The coding region runs from base 1 to 1020 and encodes 339 amino acids. The transcript has 2 exons. The record is from RefSeq and is a predicted model, not a curated record.